Messenger RNA from Gongylonema pulchrum, 594 nucleotides. The record is from the annotation of a GenBank genome assembly. Lineage: Eukaryota; Metazoa; Nematoda; Chromadorea; Rhabditida; Gongylonematidae.
AUGGAGCAGUGGCAGUGCUUCAGUUGUGUGUCCAUCUUCCUAACAGCCGCUAUUUUAUUACUGCUUUACACAGCUUAUGAAUUACUGGGACGAAAAACGACGGUGGGAAAUUUGCGACAGAAAGCGGUACUCAUCACAGGAUUCGGCAAGGAACUAGUGAUACGAUGUCUUCAGAACGGUUUCACAGUUUUUGCUGGCUGUCACCGAGAAUGUAGUGUGAAUGAACUGGUGGAAAGCUGUGGUAUCAGCCGGGGCAAGCUAUAUGCAUUCCAAAUGGAUGUAUCCGAUGAGAGCAGCGUACUGCAAUCCCGACAUCUUGUACAGCGCGUUCUCAAGGAAAGCGAUUUGGUUUUGCAUGCUGUGGUGAACAAUGCAGGCGUGCGUGGAAACCAUUUUUACGAUGAUUUUCUGACACUCGAUGAUUACAAAGCGGUAUGGGAAGUAAAUGUUUUUGGGGCUAUUCGAGUCACACAAGUUUUCCGGGAUCUUAUCAAGCAAUCGAGAUGCUUUCAUGAAGUUCUAGAAAUUGUUGUAAGCCCUCCUACAUCCUAUUUUACAAAUGCUCGAAUACAGAUUUGUCAUCUCUUCGAGUAA